Oldenlandia corymbosa var. corymbosa is the source of this 845-nucleotide messenger RNA. Lineage: Eukaryota; Viridiplantae; Streptophyta; Magnoliopsida; Gentianales; Rubiaceae. The record is from the annotation of a GenBank genome assembly.
AUGGCAAAAAGAACCAGCCGAGGUCGUCAGAAGAUCGAAAUGGCAAAGAUGAAAGACGAAAGUCAAAAGGUUUACUCCUUUGGCCAUCCUUCUGUUCACACCAUUAUUGAGAGAUUUCUCAAAGAUCAAAAGAAUCCAUCCCUUGAUGAUUCAUCAUCCCCUGUGGUUUUAACAACAAUGAGUGCUACUGAGCGCAUCAUUCAUGCCUGCAGAAAUGCACGGGUUCAGAAGAUGAAUCAGGAAUUAAUGCAGUUGGAAAAAAAAUUGGAAGCAGUAAAGAAAGGCACUGAAGCACUGGAGAAAGCGAUGAAGGAGGAUCCAGUAAAGCAGUGGUGGAAGAGACCCAUUGAAGAGAUGGAUGCAAAUCAGCUAAUGAUAUAUGCAAACAAAUUGGAAGGACUCAUGAUGAAAGUUAAAAAGGAAAUGCCUUUGGAAUCUAUUGAAGGAGGUACUGCUCCUUUUACGGAUCUCAUUGGCAUUAAUGAUGUUUAUGGCUGUAUUUCUCUUAAUGCUAAUAAUUUCAUUAAUCAAUUUUGUGGGAGGACUGAAGGUGGACAUGUUCCCGGUCGUCAUCGUCCAUCGGUUGCUGGCAGAGAUAAUUUGCAAAAGGAGAUUGAUCUAAAUCGUUCACCAUCGCCUUCUAGAUCUGGUAGUUUGGAAAAGGAUGAUGAUCAUAAGAAAUUUGUCCGCGUUCAUCAGUUUAUCUAGGAUGAUGAUGAUGGUCUCGUAGUCUCUAAUGGAUGUUUUGAUUAUUGUUGUUUUGGUCUUAGUUCGCUUUUGUUUGGGUUUGUUUCAGUUCUGUAACUUUGCCCUUUUCUACAAUUAUUCCUCAAGGGAAAGACCAU